Messenger RNA from Wallemia ichthyophaga EXF-994, 1512 nucleotides. RefSeq names its product G2/mitotic-specific cyclin cdc13. Lineage: Eukaryota; Fungi; Basidiomycota; Wallemiomycetes; Wallemiales; Wallemiaceae. Gene Ontology annotation, cellular component: cyclin-dependent protein kinase holoenzyme complex; cytoplasm; centrosome. The transcript has 2 exons. The record is from RefSeq and is a predicted model, not a curated record. Bases 1 to 1512 code for a protein of 503 amino acids. Gene Ontology annotation, molecular function: cyclin-dependent protein serine/threonine kinase regulator activity. Gene Ontology annotation, biological process: G2/M transition of mitotic cell cycle; regulation of cyclin-dependent protein serine/threonine kinase activity.
AUGUCCACUGUACCCAUACGUAGAACUACGCGUUCAAGAAAUGUAGAUGAGAAUUCUACUGCAAAUCCUUCAACCUUGAACCGGAAAAUAUCCUCCAAUCAGAUUUCAACCAAACCAACAAUCACAAAGAAAGCUGAUAACACAAUUCUAGAUGGGAAGCGUAAAAGAAAUGCUUUAGGCGACUUGACGCGUACCCAUACAAACAAUGACAAAUCCCUUCCACCACAGCAGUCUGACAAGUUGGUCCAGAAGAAGCCUUCAACUACUUUAUCCAAAGAAUCAGCUUCCUCAAUUGUUCCACCUGGUGGCAAGCGUACUACUCGAUCAACCUCGAACUCUACCGCUAAGCCUGUCGAUGAAGGUGUACCGAUCGACACUACAAAGCGUAGAGUAACAAAGCCAACAGCCACUUCUUUGCAACAAAAAUCGAAAAUAGGUAGACCUGCUCAGAUCAAGAAGAAACAAAUUGAUGAUGAGAUGGAUUACGUAGAUGAGCCCGAUGUGAAGCGUCAAAGAACUUCUUCACCUAGGGAGCAACUACUAUUAGAAGCUCAAAGAUUCGAAGCUGAUGAGGACAGACGCAGGUUAGCAAAAACUAACGCGAACCUUCCUCCAGCAGAUGAAGGUUGGGAAGAUCUUGACGCAGAAGAUGAAGGUGAUCCUUUAAUGGUUUCUGAGUACGUCAUUGAAAUCUUUGAGUAUAUGAAAGUAUUGGAACAAAACACUAUGCCCAAUCCAAACUACAUGGAUAAUCAAAAGGAGUUAAGAUGGAGAAUGAGAGGUGUCUUGGUUGACUGGUUAAUCGAGAUUCAUCACAAAUUUAGACUACUACCUGAAACUUUAUUCUUGGCUGUCAAUAUCGUUGAUAGAUUCUUAUCUUUGAGGAUAGUAUCAAUCAUCAAGUUACAAUUGGUCGGUUUGACUGCCAUGUUGAUAGCAGCAAAGUAUGAAGAAGUCAUGUGUCCAACUGUUUCAAACGUCGUUUAUAUGUCCGAUGGCGGUUACGAAGAAUCAGAAUUACUCAAGGCUGAGCAAUAUGUUUUGCAAAUUCUGUCUUGGGAUUUAUCAUAUCCAAACCCAAUCCACUUCUUAAGAAGAGUAUCGAAAGCCGAUGACUACGACAUUGAGACUAGGACUUUGGCAAAGUAUUUCAUGGAGAUUAGCUGCGUUGAAGAGAAGUUGUUGCAAUUUCCACCUUCACAAAUAGCAGCUGCUGGUACAUACUUGGCUAGAAUGUGUUUAGAUAGAGGUGAAUGGACCCCAAAUCUAGUACACUACUCAAGCUACUCAGUUUUGGAGUUAUGUCCAUGCGCUCAAGUUAUGCUGGACUAUGUCAAGUCAAAGGAUAUCAAGCAUGAUGCUUUCUAUAGAAAAUACGCUUCAAAGAAAUUCUUGAAGGCUUCAACUUUUGUUAGAGAAUGGGCUUUAGGAUUGUAUGGACACGACGGUAAAGCUGAUCUCGCUGAGGAGUAUAAGAGGGAGUGUGAAAGUGAAGGUGUUGAGCCUAGAUGA